This is a messenger RNA of Pieris rapae (cabbage white), 2226 nucleotides long. It is a transcript of the gene ZnT77C, whose product is annotated as zinc transporter 1. Gene Ontology annotation, cellular component: membrane. NCBI's taxonomy places the organism in Eukaryota, Metazoa, Arthropoda, Insecta, Lepidoptera, Pieridae. The transcript has 8 exons. Gene Ontology annotation, molecular function: zinc ion transmembrane transporter activity. The record is from RefSeq and is a predicted model, not a curated record. Gene Ontology annotation, biological process: detoxification of zinc ion; zinc ion transmembrane transport; intracellular zinc ion homeostasis. The coding region runs from base 171 to 1250 and encodes 359 amino acids.
CGUGCGCAGACCGUCAGUACCGUGAUCGACGCCGGCGCAGCGAGUUUGUGCGCCGUCCUAUAUGAAUUAUAAACAUUGAUAUGUGCGACCUGUGUUUAGUAAACUGUGCUAUGAGUAUAUAGUGUUUGUAUUAAUUAAACGUUGACGAGCUGAUCUAAUCGGAAACCACAAUGGCUAUGAAAGAAUAUCUCCAGUGGUUGCCACCUCCUCGUUCUCUGCUGGCGCUCUUGUUGGCAGUGACUGGCUUCAGCGGACGUCUAUUUGCAGCUCACGUCGCACAUUCACCGACACUACUUGUGGACGCCUGUCAUUCCUUAUGCAGACUUAUCGGUCUUAUCACAACUCUAUUAGCUUUUAAGUAUGAACGGGCUGACGAAGGAACUGGACGCGAAGGCCGUCUCCGGAACACAUUCGGUUGGGCCAGAAUCGAAGUCCUCGGCAGACUUUCGGUGCACGUUCUCUUCGCGUCGUUUUCCCUUGCCUUAGUAGUGAACGCCCUGCAGCUCGGCGUGCAUUCGUCUCAUGUUCAGCCUCCAAGAUAUCCCAGGGUCAUUUUGGGAAGUGGUGUGAUCGGUCUACUGCUGAAUGCCAUCAAUUAUCUUCUACUCGCGGGACGAGAACUAAGUUACAGUAGAAGGCUGAGUGUAACAGAGAAUGGGGGAGUGGUUCUCAAAUCAGGAUCAAGGGAGCCUGUACUUGCGCAUGCACCGAGUGAUAUUACAAGUAGCUUGUGUGUGAUGGCAGCGGGCCUAACAUUGGAGUGGGAGCCUAGUGUGGCGGGUGUGGCAGACCCCGCCCUUUCCGCGUGUGCUGCUAUACUACUUGUCACAAUUAAUUAUCCAUUUUUGAAAUCAGCCGGGCUGGUUCUACUCCAAACGGUACCGGAAGGGCUCGGUGCCUGUGAGUUGCGAAGUGCUGCAUUGCAGGUGCCGGGAGUCCUCGCCAUACAUGAGCUGCAUGUCUGGCAGCUGCAUCGGGACAGAUUGGUCGCUACUGCACAUAUCUGUUAUAACUCGGAAGAUGAUUUUCUGAAAAGCUCAAAUCAAGUGAGCGAUUUAUUCAAACGCCAUGGAAUAAACUUGGUUACAUUACAGCCAGAGUUCAGCCUUGCUGCAAUCACAGAUUCGGGUGAAGAAAAGAAACUUUUAAUAGAUUUAGCAAAUGCUUCCUGUUCCUGUCCAUGUGCCAAGGAGUGUACAGCACCACGCUGUUGUGCUGCACCACCAAAGCCUACAAUCACGCGAAUAUAGCACUUUUUAAUACCGUUCUUAAGUAACAAUCUUGUGCGAACACUAUUUUACAGACUUUUUGACUCUGAGUUGUUUACAUUGUGGAAUUUGAUAUCGUAUUUUUUUAUUUUUAGGAAUCGUUUUAGAUUUACAGUGUCUCAAACGAGGUUAGAGGUGUAUUCAAUUGUUCUUAAUUAAGGUUUGAUGUAGGUUAUUUUAUUUAAACCCCCGAUUUAAGUUUAGCAAAAUGUAAGGCAAUUGCUGUUCGUUUUGAAAUUCACAAAAUAGGACUGAUUGAUAUUAUACAAAAUACAUCAUAAAUCACAAACAGAAUAACGACACAGAGAUGGAGCCCAGUACGGGCUAAGUAUGUUUCAUUGAUUCCUGUUAAAGGAAGCAUAACCUGUUUCGUUGGAAAUUGAACCCAGGCUUAUCCACCACAUCCAUUAUACAACGCGGUAGCUUCGAAUUUAUACAUAGUACAUAUAAAAGAUAUAACAUCUUCGAUAUGAAAUUAUCUUAAAGAUAGAUACAGGUUAUCUUAUAGUGCCCAUAUCAAUAUUGUGUUACCAAGUUAGGAUCUAAUCUUUGAAAAACACAAAAUAUUUGUGUAAAAAAAAAGGUUAACUUGUGUGUUCUGUAAUUUAGUUUGUAUGUAGUUUAAGUAAAGCCAAAGACGACUUUCCUACCAGUUGGAAAGUGACAUUUUCUAUUAAAACUAACUUUUACGCUCUACUUGUUUCGCCGUAACCUACAAGAUAUUCAAGUUUAGCAUUCGUGAUAGAAAAUACGUGACUUCACAGAAACAUAAUUAUUAAACACUUUUUUAAUUCAAACGCCACCGUAUUACUAUUAUUUUUCAAUUACAAUCAUAAACUGUACAAAAUCGUCAUUUUUUACAAUUGUUAUUGUACAAAUUUGUCAAAAAUUUUACAGGUUUAAAACAGUGCAUUUGCACAUGACCUAAGCACACUCCGGCGUAAAUCGCGUCUAUCAA